UUAUCUGUUUUUUAGUUUUUAAGCUCUCCCGCCUCUUACGCUGAAGAACAAAUCUGAUUGGCUAAACAUGCAGUAGACUGACGUCAGUCAGGGAAGCCCGCAUCGUUGCUAGGCAACUUCUUUUCUUCUUUUCCCGGUGAAGUCAGGAUCUAACAUCGGAGCCCUCCUUUCCUCUCCAGACGGUUUUAUUUACGUAAAGAGGACAGAUUAUUCACUAAGAAAGGAAAAUGUCACUGGAAUGGGGCGACGGCGACAGGUCAUCAGACGAGGGCGUAGACAGAGACUCGGCUGACGUGGACUCGCUGACAGAUAAAGAUGACUUCAGAGUGUCGUGUGCGAAGGAGAUGGCUCUGCUAGCUCUGAUGGAGAAGACGGGAUACAACAUGGUGCAGGAGAACGGGCAGAGGAAGUAUGGCGGACCACCGCCAGGUUGGGAAGGUCCGGCUCCUCCACGGGGCUGCGAGGUCUUCGUGGGGAAGAUUCCCAGAGACAUGUUCGAAGACGAGCUGGUGCCGCUGUUCGAGAAGGCCGGGAGGAUCUACGAGUUCCGGCUGAUGAUGGAGUUCAGCGGGGAGAACCGCGGCUACGCCUUCGUCAUGUACACCAACAGAGGAGCGGCUCAGAGAGCAAUCCGGAUGCUGGACAACUGCGAGGUUCGACCGGGGAAGUUCAUCGGAGUCUGCGUGAGUCUGGACAACUGCCGCCUCUUCAUCGGCUCCAUCCCCAAAGACAAGAAGAAGGAGGAGAUCAUGGAGGAGAUGAAGAAGGUGACCGACGGCGUGGUGGACGUCAUCGUCUACCCAAACUUCGCGGAGAAGAGCCAUAACCGAGGCUACGCCUUCGUGGAGUACGGGUCCCACAAAGCAGCCGCCAUGGCAAGGAGGAUGCUCAUGCCCGGAACCUUCCAGCUGUGGGGUCAGUCCAUCCAGGUGGACUGGGCCGAGCCGGAGAAGGACGUGGACGAGGAGGUGAUGCAGCGCGUCCGAGUCCUCUACGUGCGUAACCUGAUGAUGGAAACCACAGAGGAAACCCUCUACAAGGAAUUCUCCAGCUUCAAACCGGGCUGCGUGGAGCGGGUCAAGAAGCUGACCGACUUCGCCUUCAUCCACUACCGCAGCCGCAGCGACGCCAUCACCGCCAUGGGCCUCAUGAACCGCAGGCAGAUCGACGGGGCCACCGUGGAGGUGACCCUGGCCAAGCCGACGGGGAGCAAAGACGGGAGGAGGUCCGGCAACAGAGGGUACCUGGGGAACAUGGCCGCCGGGGCGGGGGAUAGAAGGCUGUCAUUCAGAAACACGCCCCUGCAGACCAGCCUCGGAAACCCCUAUUACACCAAAGGAGAUGACUCAGACUGCUACAUGUUCCCCCUGGGACCCUGCACCACCCUGAACCCCACCAGCCUGCUCUCCCUGAAGCAGAGCCAGAUCGGCUCGGCCGUCAGCCUGCUGGAGUACCACUGCCUUAAGAACUGCUGGUCGCCUCCAGAGUACCACCUGUACUCCAGCAGCGGACAGGACGGGAAGCUGCUGCUGCUCUACAAGGUGGUGCUGCCCUCCACUCGAGCCUCCUACUUCCCCGAUAAGCUGUGUGUCCUGCUGGACGACGCCAAGGAGAUGGCAGCUCAGACCACGCUGUGGAACCUGGAUUCUUCCAUCCUGUCUGGACCUUUGUACGAUUCGCCCAGAAGCCUCUCCCCUCUUUUCACCAUGUCCACCUCUGAUGGCAGUCCCAGCAUCCUGAGCUGUGGGGGACAGACCUACACCCCGUGCCUCCCCGUCGCCCCUCCACCGCCUCCCUCGCCGUCCUCCUUCUCCAUCCCUCCCCUGCAGUCUCUCUCCAUGUUCUCCCCCGCUGUGUCCCAUGCGAUGCGGCUCUGCAUGAACUCCCAGUCUUCGUUCUACUGAGGGAGAUUCUUUUGUCAAAUGGAGCGCGACCUUGGAAGGAGGAAGAGGAGGAGUAUCAGAGGAAGACCGGAGCGUCUCCAAGUGUUUCUAAAGUUCUCUCUGUUAGAGGAGGAGGAGGGACGGAGCAGCUGCUUGGACUCUUCGCUCUGAUAACAUUAGUUACCAUGACGGUUCUCAGGUUUAACUGACUGCUGUCAGAUCGUCCUCUUGUCUUUCUGUCCUCGCCAUCCAGCCUCAGAUCCUUCCUGUGAAUAAACAGCAGUAGAAUGCGCUUUCUUUCAGGAAACCUCCCUGUUAAUAUUGCGCUGAGCUAACGAUUCACAAAGAGCCUCCUCUACGUCUCCUUUCAUCCUCCAGAGUUCCUCUCAGCAGCUGAAAACAAGCUUGAUCUCUCCUGCUCGUAGCUGCUGACCCCUUUCAUCUAAACCUGAGUCAUCUAACAGCACAUCAGCUGCUUCUCGCUUUAGUUUCACAGCAAAACCAAAUUCUUUCUACCUGUAGAGACUUAAAAAGAGCAGAUAUAUAAACGCUUACAUUCUUCACUCUGACUUGAUAUUAAAAGAAACCACAGAAAAAGAGACGGCAGGCUGACCUCCAACAGGAAAUCUGGAGAUAUUUAAACAAACGUGUUCACUUUAAAUCCAUAAGGCCGACAAACUGGAAACUAAUCAGGUUUGUUUGUGAUAAAAAUGUUUUUCUGAAGAUUUAAAUGUUAGUGGACCUAAUUAAAGCACCGAUAACACAGAUUCCCACAGUUUAACCAUUAAAAUAGGUACAGUAGAAAAAAAGCACAGAGAGGAAUGAACCUCUAUCAGAAGUACGGGAAGACGUUUUAGUCACAAAUA
Molecule: messenger RNA, 2749 nt
Organism: Cyprinodon tularosa
Lineage: Eukaryota; Metazoa; Chordata; Actinopteri; Cyprinodontiformes; Cyprinodontidae
Gene: rbm46
Product: RNA binding motif protein 46
Exons: 11
Coding region: 228-1904 (558 amino acids)
Cellular component (GO): nucleus
Molecular function (GO): mRNA binding
Source: RefSeq, a predicted model, not a curated record